Messenger RNA from Closterium sp. Naga37s-1, 1242 nucleotides. The record is from the annotation of a GenBank genome assembly. NCBI's taxonomy places the organism in Eukaryota, Viridiplantae, Streptophyta, Zygnematophyceae, Desmidiales, Closteriaceae.
AUGGGCCCGGUCGUCGCGCUCCUGUACGGCUUGCAGGUGGCGGGCGUGUUGCUGCUGCUCCUCCACACGUACGGCUGGUCCGUCGCCGCCCGCAACCGCCGCAAGUCCCUCGAUCGCCUUCGUUUGCGUCGUAGCUCGUCCGCCGCGAAACAGCCUCCACGCGCGACGCGAAAGCGCGGCGCGCAGCAACCAGGUGGAGAUAUUAUCUCUACUGACGAUGGCGAUUACAAUGCGCGAGCCACGGCGAUCAUUUCAAGUGGUAGCACGACGGGAAGCGCGGAGAAUUCCCUCUGCCCGCAUUGGCCGGCGGUGGCGGUGGUAAUGCCCGUGCGAGGUUUUCACGCGCACACGGCGAGCAACUGGGCGACGCACAUCACGGCGGAUUAUGCGGGCCCCGUGGAGUUCCUCAUCGUCGUGGAGAGCGAGGCGGACCGCGCGCAGCAGGGGGAGGUGCAUCUGAGGAAGGUUCGUGUGGUGGUAGCUGGCACCUCUACCACAUGCAGCCAAAAGAUCCACAACCAGCUGGCCGCCGUCGAUGCCGCCCGUCCGGAAGCAGAGUUUGUCCUCUUCCUGGACGACGACGCGAGAAUGUACCCAGAGGCGAUCACUUACCUCGUAACAGACAUGCUUCGCCGACCCGACACGUUCCUUGUAACGGGUUACCCGUUUGACAUUCCGAACCCGGGGUCGCUGUUUUCAUACGCGGUGCUAAGCAGCCUCGAACCCAACAGCCCCAGCACCCCCAGCAACCCCAGCACCCCCGGUAGCAGCGACCCGCCAAUGCUAUCGCCAGCCUACGCGCUCCUGGCACACCCCCUAGACCCGCACUUCUCUGCCAUUCAGUUCUGGAGCUACCUGCGGCGGCAGCUGUUUGCACUCACCACAUACUUCUCCCCACUCAACCGUCGCCUCAACCUCUGGCUGCUGCUCAUGGGCAUGGCCUUUAGCUCUGUCAUGGCUGGAUCGAUGGCUGUCUCACUUUCGUUCCUGGUGCAGUAUUUCUUGCCUUGGAUGGUUAGUUCUGCUGCAGUGGUUUUGGCCGGAGUCCACGGGGGUGUGUCGCUGGUGGCUGCUGCUCCCGUGUGUAACGUUCCUGUGAUCGGUGUGGUUUGCCGUGUGCUGCCGUUCAGUGCUGCUGCUAUUGCCACGUCGCAGAUUGGCAAGCUGUCUCAUCGCCAGCAGCAGCAGCAGCAGCAGCAGCAGCAGCAGCAGCAGCACAGCUCUCCGCAACCAACACACUAG